CCGCCAAUGGCAGAGAAGAGGAUGUUACUUCCCGCUCCACCGUCCGCCCGGGGAGAGUAUUUAGGAGCAGAGCCCGGUCAGGAGAGGAUCAACAGGUGCACCAGGCAUGACUGUCAGCCUCCUCAACCUGACUGAGAGGGAAGAACAACGGUGUUUUUCUGAAGUAAAGGAAACUGAAGAUGCGACUGAAAUUCACAGGUGGUGAUUCAAAUGAGUGGGACAAUAUGAGGAGAAUGCUGAGAGAUUUUGUAGGAAAGAGGAGACACUGCUCGUUCAAGGGACAAACGGAUGCACAUCAUGCGUCAUACAAACGGUUCAGGAGGCGGAUCAUCCAGAGGAGCAGCAGUGAGGUUCCUGCUGCCAGUACACCUCUGUCCACUGGGCGGCAGUGUGAACCAGGCUUUGAGUUUGAUGCUGUCUGCCAGAGACUGGAGCUGGACUCUCCACAGAGACCCUAUGAACCAGCACAGAGAGGACUAGAGGGAAACAAAGAGGCAACACUGGGGGGAGGCGGGUCCCACCGCAGCGCUGUGACACCACCGAACACACCGCUCAUCAUCCCUGCCAGGGGACGGCCCGUCACAGAAAAUGCUCCAGAACAGGGAUGGGUGUGGACAGCGGCACUACAAAGACAUGGAAUUGCACAACAGACUGGCUCUGAUGAUGACAUAAGAAGUGAUCUGCAGCCGUUUGCCCCUCUGAACAAAGCCUCAGUGAGUCUGCAAGGGAAGUCAGUGAUGAAGUUGGCAGCGCCAUCGCUGCUGAACGACUACUACUCUAACCUUCUCGACUGCAGUUGUAAUGGUAUGAUUGCAUUAGCCCUGGGCUCUUCUGUUUACCUUUGGAAUUCAGAAACUCAUGCUCUAGUGGGACAUUUUGACCCGAGUCCGCAACCAGGACGACCGUGCCGUCAGACUCUAUCAUCUAUCUCGUCUCUGUGCUGGAGCAGAGAUGGCCGAGCUCUCUGUAUUGGCACCAGGCGAGGGGAGAUAUGGUUGUGGGAUGUUGAACACAAGCAGAAUAUGAGGUGUCUGCCAUCACACUUGUCUGUGGUUAGAGCUCUUUCCUGGAAACAGCAGUUAUUCAGCAGCGGCUCCGUGCUGGGACAUAUCCAUCACCAUGACCCUCGAGCUCCAGCAGCUCUGGUAGGUGCGGCCGUCCAGCAGGAGGGCCUCUGCAGCCUGCAGUGGUCGCCAGGUAAUGAGUGGCUGGGCAGCGGCUCCACAGACGGCCUCCUCCGUAUAUGGGAUAGUGACAUCGCAGGGUCACAUCAACCAAUCACCACAAUGAAACAGCCCAGUGCUGUUAAGGCUAUGGGUUGGUGUCCAUGGCAGAGAAAGAUGAUCGCUACAGGAGGGGGAUGUAAAGAUAGAGAGCUGAGAGUCUGGGACACACGAUCAGGGACUUGUGUUACUUCUGUUGACACAAACUCUCAGAUCUGUUCUCUACGGUGGGCAGAUAAGAAGAGACGCCUGGUCACAGGUCAUGGCCUGCCCCAUCACCACGUCAUCUGCUGGGACUGGGAGUUUCCCUCACUCAGCUCAAGCUACCAUCUCACUGGUCAUUCACAUCGAGUCCUACACUUGGCCUUAAAUCCUGAUGGUACUCAGAUUUUCUCUGCUGGAGCGGACCAGUGCGUUCACAUCUGGGACAUGUAACUUCUAUCUCAGAACAUUGUUGGCAUCUGGCCAGGUUUGCUUUCUUGGAAAUGCCACUGUGUAGAGCAAACACAUUUCCUGUCACAUAGUGCAAACUAACCACACAGUCAAACCAUCUUAUCAUAGAAAGCGUCAUAUCAAGAUGUCAUAUCAAGAUAGUGCAUGCACCACAAUUUGAUGGUUUUCCUGCUAUUAAAGGUAAAAUGACAUUAAAACAUCAUUAAAAUUCUACACAUAUGUUCUUUUUUAUGACGUAGGUUUCGCUGAGACACUCACAAGCAGAUUUUGUGUGACAGCAGUGCACCUCAGUUAUACUUCGAUACUGGAGAAGUGUCUUUCUUAGCUCAGAUGACUCACAAUCAACAUUUAAAGGAGAAUCUUCAGGGAGGUUGUGUGUAUUCUCAGAAUAAUAUUUUAAUGCAAUUUUUUUUUGUGAAGCUAUUAAUUUUAGCAGAGGUCACUAUGAAAUCAAGUACUGCACAUUUGUAUUUAUUUAAUCUGUUUGUGAUAAUGAUGUAUGUCAUGUUUGUCCAUUGUCUGCACAUUAAAGAUAUCCUCCUGAGAUAUGUAACCCAAUAAACACUGCUAU
Molecule: messenger RNA, 2247 nt
Organism: Thunnus maccoyii (southern bluefin tuna)
Lineage: Eukaryota; Metazoa; Chordata; Actinopteri; Scombriformes; Scombridae
Product: cell division cycle protein 20 homolog B-like
Exons: 12
Coding region: 180-1658 (492 amino acids)
Biological process (GO): positive regulation of ubiquitin protein ligase activity; anaphase-promoting complex-dependent catabolic process; positive regulation of anaphase-promoting complex-dependent catabolic process
Cellular component (GO): anaphase-promoting complex
Molecular function (GO): anaphase-promoting complex binding; protein binding; ubiquitin ligase activator activity
Source: RefSeq, a predicted model, not a curated record